Messenger RNA from Cuscuta campestris, 2240 nucleotides. The record is from the annotation of a GenBank genome assembly. Lineage: Eukaryota; Viridiplantae; Streptophyta; Magnoliopsida; Solanales; Convolvulaceae.
UGAAUUCUACAGAAAUGGAAAGGUCAAGACUGUCCAAUCAAAGAAGGACCCACAGAGGACGAUUCAAGUUAUCAAGUCCACUGUUGGAGGAACCAAAGUGAAAAUUUCUCAGAAGAAAUUGAAGGAGAAGCUUCAUCUUCCCAAUUCUGGAAAUGAAAUUGGGAGACUUCCAGCCAAGAAUCUGGAUUGGAAGACUGUUGGGAUUUCUAGGCAAGGUGAAGAAGUCAGUAAAGAGGAAGCAAGUGGUGUCCUCCUCCCCCAGUGCUGAAGCACCUCACACCCUUGCAGUGGUGAAUUUGGAAGAAGAAGAAGAAGUUUCUACACAAGGAGAACUUCAAAGGAAAAAGAAAAGAAAAAUCACUUCUCCCCCCACAUCUGGAAAUGUCAAUCCAGAUGAGUUGAUGGGAAAAGAACCAGUUGAGGAAACUUCUGCCCACAACCAGAGCCCUAAACAACUUGAUGAAGAACUUCCUCAAGUUCAGAGUUUUCCAACUCGUCAAACAGAUGAUGCUGAGAACCAAUUCAUGCAGCUCUACUUUGACUGGAGAGCUUGGAAGGUUGGAAACUCAGCAGAGCAGUUGUUAGAAUGGGACCAACAACUGAAAAAUGAGAAGAUCAUCAAGAAAUGCUUGGGUCUGCCAGUCAACCACUACUCUAAGCAAAUCCUGUGGAAAAGAAACUAUGAAGAUUUUCAUCUGGAACACUUGGCGACCUCACCAGUUUCAAAAUUUGAGGUUGACGAUGAAGAUCCUUCAGUCUACAGGCCAAUCUUUUCAAAGGCCACAGAAGAUCAGAUGGUCCUCACCAGGAAGCCUCAGAGGAAGAACCCUGAACUUGAGAUUCUAGAGAAGUCAGAAGAAAAUCUGGAGAAGUCCACUCCUCCAGAAACAAAUGAAGUUCAAGAAGACCAAGCUAUAGAAAUCCAGAGGAGUUCUGCAGAAGCUGAAAAGGAAGCUCAAAUGACUGGACUGGAGACCUCUGAAACUCCAGUUGCUAUUUUUGAGCAGAACAUUGAAGUUGAAGAUAGAGAUUCUCUUUCAAGGGACAUCUCAAAAUUCAUGAAUGAGACAGAGGAAGAAUCAGAAAAGACGCUCAAGAUUGAUGAUGAAGGAGCUGAGCAAGGAGAUGCUGAAUCCCUCUCUCUGCAACUCUUCCACAGAGCACCUUCUUCUCAUCAGGUAACAAACUUCCACUUUCACAGCUCUUCCACCUCUACACUUCCAGAUGAGGUACUGGAAACCUGGACAAGAAAGGUCCAAGGGUUGAUUGAAUCAGCCCUAGCGUCUCAGCAUGCCUCCUUUAGGCAAGAGAUAGAAAAGAUGGAAGCCAGGCAUAACAAGCUGAUAGAGAAAUCCGAAGAAAAACAUUGCUCCAAUCUCAAGGAGAUAAGCAAAUCGGUGGACAAAACUCUAGAGAUCAUUUCUCUAUUGAGUAACUCUGUGAGCGACACAAUGGAGGCGUAUGCAUCUGACUGUCAUCUUCAACUCAAAGAGGUUAAUAAAAUUAAAGAGCAGAUUGCAACAGUCACAGUGAGCCUACAGAAGCAAAUGUCCUUUCUCCAGAUGGACAUUAGGUCAGCCCUGGCAGUGUCUUCAGCAAAUCAGGUAGUAACUAAAGACUACUUGAAGGUUAUUAUUGAAAAUCAGAAGGAAGCUUUCAGACUGUUCAGACAUUUUGUCACCCCCACUGGCAAUCGCAAGAUGGAAGUAAUUGUCCAACACAACAGUCCAUCCCUGAUUCCAGAGCUCCCAAUUGAAGUCAAGCAAGGAGAACUUAUCUACAUUCCAUCGCAUCUGAACAUGACUGAUUUGAUCCUUGAAGCUCAGCAGAGCAAUCCGGAGAACUCAGCACAUCAUCUGUCUAGCUCAGGUCUAGAUGGAACGGAAGCUGUAGGAACCAUUGCCUCCCACUUCUCAAAUGAUGCCCACACAAAGGAGAGAUACCACAACAUCAGGCGCAUCAAAGAACAGUGUGGAAUCAUGCAAGGCAUUGGUGAGACUACCAGAUCUUCUAAACGCAAGAAGCACUGAAGGCUCUUUUCAUCAAACCAGGGGGAGGCAUGUGAAAACAAUAUUUUGUUUUCAUGAAAACACCUUCUUGUUUAAACAUUGCUUGUUUUGGUUUAAACAUUGCUCAACACUUCUCUUAAUUAUGCUUAUUAUGCUUGAUCAUAUUCAUUUUAAGUAUGAUUUUGAGAAUUAUCUUUAAAGCACAUACAUUCAGGGGGAACUUAACUGUUU